Messenger RNA from Drosophila bipectinata, 1760 nucleotides. The record is from RefSeq and is a predicted model, not a curated record. Lineage: Eukaryota; Metazoa; Arthropoda; Insecta; Diptera; Drosophilidae.
CACCAAGCGCGUCGCGUUCUUCAAUUCGCUAUUUCCUCGCACUUUCUACCGCCACUACGUUUCGUUUUUUGAAGCCGCCAAGUCGAAAACUUUCCUCAACAGCCUCAGCAUUGUAUCUAUGAGAGUGGCCUCUGAGUGUGCAUGUGUGUAUCUGUGUGCUAGUAUCCGUGGCUGUUUGUGUUUGAAUUACAUUUAUAAUUACGUUUAAUCUGUCGAUUACGUGGAAUCGACCGCCUUCCCCCAAAAACUACAACAACAAGAGCCAACAAUAGUCAAGGAUUUAAACCGCAAACGGAAUGUGUGAAAGAUCGAAUUGAGGCCCAAAACCGGAUAAGACACGUUCCCCCAAUUACCUGCCACCCAGUGACCGUAUAAGCCACUUGGCCAGAUCGAAGGACCUAACCCAGACCCAGACCCAUCUACAAAGCCCGAAAACACGUCCAAGAGAAACUAAAGCCAUGGGCAAGAAGAACUCCAAAUUGAAGCAGGACACCAUCGAUCGCCUGACAACAGACACAUAUUUUACCGAAAAGGAAAUCCGUCAAUGGCACAAAGGCUUUCUCAAAGACUGUCCCAAUGGUUUGCUGACCGAACAAGGCUUCAUCAAAAUCUAUAAGCAAUUCUUCCCCGACGGAGACCCCAGCAAGUUUGCCUCGUUGGUCUUUCGCGUCUUCGACGAGAACAAUGACGGAGCCAUCGAAUUCGAGGAGUUUAUCCGAGCACUUUCCAUUACAUCACGCGGAAACUUAGAUGAGAAAUUGCAUUGGGCCUUCCGACUCUACGAUGUGGACAACGACGGCUAUAUUACUCGCGAGGAGAUGUACAACAUAGUGGAUGCCAUCUACCAAAUGGUGGGCCAGCAACCUCAGACGGAGGACGAGAAUACGCCCCAGAAGAGAGUGGACAAGAUCUUCGAUCAGAUGGACAAGAAUCACGAUGAUCGCCUCACCCUGGAGGAGUUCCGCGAGGGCAGUAAGGCUGAUCCACGUAUAGUGCAGGCAUUAAGUUUAGGUGGUGAUUAACCGCAGGACCUAUAGUCCUGCCCCAAAGCAGGGUCAGCCAGGAAAGGGUCAGGGACAGGGACAGGGACAGGGGCGGGUGCGAUGGGGGGCAGGGAGGAGCGAUAGUGACGAGUGAUACGAGACAACGAAUUCCACUGAAAAACCUUCCAAAAAAAAAAAAAAAAAUGGCCUGAAAAUCGCCUCGAAAUCGAAUCGAAAACACACACAUAUGUACUAUAAAAUGCCAUUUCCCCCAAAGAAAAAAAAGAAUUAAUUUUGGAGGGCACUACCCUAUGUUAGCCCCCAAAAGAAACAACCACCCACCCCUUCGAAGAGUUUAAAGUGAAAUUCCAACUAAUAGAAAAAUUAAAAAUAAAAAUGUUUACAUAAUAUUUCAAUUAACAAAAGCCAAAAACAAAUUAUUAGAAAGCAAAACCAAACAAAAAAAACACUGAACACCAAUUUAAAAACAAAAAAACCAUAAAUUAUGAAUAAAUAUAGGUAUUUGAAGAACAAAUAUAGAAAAAAUAUGCAUUAAAUAUUAGGCAUUCGAGGCAUUUUUAUUGAAAUGCUUGCCAAGCCCUUUGGGAAAAAAACACUAUCGAUAGUUGCUGCCGAUAGUGCGAUAGUUAUUCAAUUGGAUUUAAUUUUUUUUCAACUAAAAAAAAAAGAAAAUCGUUUUUAAAAAGCUAUUUAAACUUUAUGCUGAUACCUAUACUUAUACAUAUAUAAAUAAAUAAAGAUAUAUACCGAUACUGA